Nilaparvata lugens (brown planthopper) is the source of this 2505-nucleotide messenger RNA. RefSeq lists its product as uncharacterized. The coding region runs from base 217 to 2148 and encodes 643 amino acids. The transcript is spliced from 12 exons. Lineage: Eukaryota; Metazoa; Arthropoda; Insecta; Hemiptera; Delphacidae. The record is from RefSeq and is a predicted model, not a curated record.
UGGCGGUUGACAACAUGACAAGUUGCGGAGCCGGAGAUGCGGUUACUUGAAAUUAUUUAAAAAUUGCCAAAAUUUAUGUUAAAAAGUUGUAACUGAAUUGUGGAUGCUAUUAAGUUAUCUAGUGAUUGUAAAUUCCUUUUUCAUUUUAUGAUUUUACAUCAAUGUAUCAAGCAACAAGUAACUUACCUAUCCAGUAGUUUUGCUUGGUUGUAAAAGAUGGAAUCCAUUGGUAAUUUAAAAUGGAUGAUUGAAGAAUUUUUAAGCUUUCAUAUUACUAAGAACAAGAACAAUUUGGAGGUUACUAGCAGUACUGCAGAAGCGUACUGCAAAUUUUCAAGAGAAGAAAUUACCAACAUUUGUGGCACAUUCUACAUAACUGGGGAGGAGACAUGUACUUUUGUGUUGGAUGAUCACUCUUAUCGGGUGCCAUGCAUAGUCACAAAUCCAGCCUCCAACAUUCAGCGGCUGUUCAAGCUAUUGGACAACAAGGUUUUGGUGCGAAAGGGGCAUUUCGUAGCUGAAAGAUACGCUCAACGAGAUGGAGACAAACCAUUGGUGUGGCUUCAAGUGGCGGUUGAUGAUAUGAUAAUUUUGGAUGUUGGCAAACCUGACAGCUCGCCACCGCCGCUAGCAGAAACGCACUGGGACCUGCGAGUGCUAGUGGCCCAUGUUUCAACCCCAAUUAUCACAACACGUAGCGGUGCCUUUGCGCUGGUCCUCGUCUUGACUAAACUGCCAGGAAGUGACCGGUCACAGUAUUUAUGGAUCCUGCUGACUGGGAAGCAGCUGAUAUGGAAUCAGUUCCUCAUCGCCAACCGAGAAUACGACAUUCACUUGACCUGUGACAAGGAUAAUUUUGCACUUGAGACAAGACACUUGAAAGAUGCAGUGCGCUCUAUAACGGGAGCUUCGCAGCAUUUAUACGAAGUGCUGCACCAUGAUACGAUGUGGCCGACAACUGAUACAGUAUCAUUGCCGCCUGAUACACAACUAUCGCUGCAGCCUUCUUCUGUCGACAGGUUGUCCACAUUCAAUUGCAAAUGGCCGUCUGUCUGGUGGAUGAGCAUAGACGAGGCGUUGGCUCAGGACGCGAGUCAACUCACAUUUUCGAUUUGGGGUGAAGUGGUCAAGGUCUUUGAUGAUGACAACACAGUGACGAAAUCGUCCAAACAGAGCUGUUCGCUGUGUCCGCUACGACCGAGCGAGGCCAAUAGCCGUGGUGUCGUGGGGGCGAGAGGCAAUUUCAAGAUGGCCGACGCGGGUACCAUCUACGAUCCGUGGGAAAGUGAACUGCGAAUGGAGGGGGGACCACUUCGCGUCCCUCUCUCCUCUUCCGACCAUCUCGCGGGUGACACAGACAGAAAAGGCCUCGAUCUGCCCCGCCUGCCAGCCAAAUUGACGAAAAACGUGACACUGAAAGACACGCAAAGCGGCAAACAGGUGUGCGUGUACGUGAAGAACUGGGCCUCUCACCAAUAUGCGCCACUGUUCACACCGGGCGUGCUGCUGUGUUGCCGCUUCGUGCAGCGACGUGCGUCGAGAAAUGGCAACGCCUACUUUACCACAUGUGCACUCUCCAGCUUCGAGGUGAUCGGGUGCUCCACCGACAUCAGUAACAUAGGCGGCAGCUGUUUGAAGCACGGAUUCCCACACGCGGAGUUCGAGGUUCACGACAAAGUGUGGGGUGUGAUGGACUCUUGGAAAGUGGUCAAGGUCACAAUGGGUCACGAGGAUCGCACCCAUUUCAUUGCAUGCGCCACGGUGCUAGUGGAGAGACACUCUGGCGAUCCUGUUCUCGUAUUCUUGAGAGACCAGAACGUGAGACUCCUGCUUGGACUUCCACUGAAAAUUUGGACCGAUCUCAUUGAGAUGACCAGAGAUGUGCCCUUGGACUUCACUGCAAACCCCAGUCAAAUGCGGGUGGAUGAUAUGUGUGAAUUGGAGUCCUUGUUUCACGCUUGUUGCUCAUUGGCCAACGCCGAAAGGAAACGCUUCCAUAUCGUUUGCAGGUGCCUCAGCAAAGCUGGAGGUGACUACUCUAGUGAUCUCUUCUUCUGUGUGAGUCUGAGUGAGGCAGACAGCCAACACCUCGAAGACAUCAAGGAUGUCUCAACGUUCUUCUUUGCUAAUCAAAACUCUCCAUUUUAAAUUCAUAGGACUGUAAUCAAUCAGUAUACAGAGUGUCCCACGAAAGCUGUAACAACCGAAUACCAUAGAUUUUAUAAAAUAAUAAAAAUAGAAAUCUAACCCACUCUUUUUAAAAUUGUUUAGUUACAACAUCUUUCGGCUAUAUGAUGCCAUUAUCAAGUCCCUUGAUAAUGGCAUCAUAGUCACUUAUAAGUGACUUAUCAAGUCACUUGAUAAUGGCAUCAUAGUCACUUAUAAGUGACUUAUCAAGUCACUUGAUAAUGGCAUAUAUAGCCGAAACAUGUCGUGACUAAACAAUUUUGAAAAGGGUACUUAGAUUUAUAUUUUUAUUUAUAUUCAAGAGUAGCCCUAGAGAAA